This is a messenger RNA of Fulmarus glacialis (Northern fulmar), 1814 nucleotides long. It is a transcript of the gene LMBR1, whose product is annotated as limb development membrane protein 1. The transcript is spliced from 17 exons. Gene Ontology annotation, molecular function: transmembrane signaling receptor activity. Gene Ontology annotation, biological process: signal transduction. The coding region runs from base 1 to 1446 and encodes 481 amino acids. The record is from RefSeq and is a predicted model, not a curated record. NCBI's taxonomy places the organism in Eukaryota, Metazoa, Chordata, Aves, Procellariiformes, Procellariidae.
AUGGUGCAGAAAGGACUCGACAACCCCAAAAUAAUAGAUGUAAUCUGUUUUCUCUUAUUUGCUGUUCUCUACAUAGUUUCCUACUUCAUAAUCACAAGAUACAAAAGGAAAGCAGAUGAGCAAGAGGAUGAAGAUGCCAUCGUUAACAGGAUAUCGCUGUUCUUGAGCACCUUCACUCUAGCAGUUUCAGCUGGUGCAGUCCUGCUUCUACCUUUCUCAAUAAUCAGCAAUGAGAUCCUGCUUUCUUUUCCACAAAACUACUAUAUUCAGUGGUUAAAUGGCUCACUAAUUCAUGGUUUAUGGAAUCUUGCUUCUCUUUUUUCAAAUUUAUGUUUGUUUGUGUUGAUGCCCUUUGCCUUUUUCUUCCUGGAAUCGGAAGGAUUUGCUGGCUUAAAAAAGGGCAUCAGAGCACGCAUUUUGGAAACCCUUGUAAUGCUUAUUCUUCUUGCACUGCUCAUCCUUGGAAUUGUAUGGGUGGCUUCAGCACUCAUAGACAAUGAUGCUGCCAGUAUGGAGUCUUUGUAUGACCUCUGGGAAUUCUACCUCCCGUAUUUAUAUUCCUGUAUAUCACUGAUGGGAUGCUUGUUACUUCUGUUAUGCACGCCAGUGGGACUUUCACGGAUGUUUACAGUAAUGGGUCAGUUGCUGGUGAAGCCAACAAUCCUUGAAGACCUAGAUGAGCAGAUGUAUAUCAUCACUUUAGAGGAAGAAGCAAUUCAGAGGAGGCUUAAUGGUAUAUCUUCCACGGUGGAAUACCAGACAGUAGAGUUGGAACGGGAGCUUGAAAAAGUGAAAAGCAAGAAAACAAAUCUAGAACGGCGGAAAAAAGCUUCUGCUUGGGAAAGGAAUUUAGUCUAUCCAGCUGUUAUGAUAUUGCUACUGAUUGAGACGUCCAUCUCAGUCCUCUUAGUUGCUCUCAACAUUCUGUACCUGUUGGUUGAUGAGACUGCAAUGCCAAAGGGAUCAGGGGGGCCUGGAAUAGGAAAUGCCUCCCUAUCCACCUUUGGUUUUGUUGGAGCAGCACUUGAAAUCAUUUUGAUUUUCUAUCUUAUGGUAUCCUCUGUCGUCGGCUUCUACAGUCUUCGUUUUUUUGAAAAUUUCACUCCCAGGAAGGAUGACACAACUAUGACAAAGAUCAUUGGAAACUGUGUCUCAAUCUUGGUGCUGAGCUCUGCUUUGCCAGUGAUGUCAAGGACACUGGGAAUCACCAGAUUUGAUUUGCUUGGAGACUUCGGAAGGUUUAACUGGCUGGGAAACUUCUAUAUAGUAUUGUCUUACAACUUGCUCUUCGCUAUCAUGACAACAUUAUGUCUGGUCAGAAAGUUCACUUCUGCUGUGCGAGAAGAGCUCCUGAAGGCAUUAGGAUUAGAUAAACUUCAUCUGUCAAACAAUCCAAGAGACUUGGAGACAAAGCCGUCUGCAAAUGGGCAUCAGAAAACACUGUGAUUAACAAUCACCUGCAAUCAACAGAGCUGAAAACAUCAACCUCAUGGCAUUCCUACAUCUCAUCAGCAUUUUUGUAUUGAUUUUUAUUUGUUGAUAAUUUGGGUCCAACCUUGUCUCAUUUUUUGAUGCUGUGUGAUUCUGAGGAAGUUAGGUAUAUCAGAUUCUUCUCUUUCCAGUGAACUUUUGGUUUGCUUGUUUAUUUCCCCGUAAGUUAAUGCAGGAGGUGCCUUGAAGACUGGAAGCUGAAGACAAUAAUGCAUUCCUCUUUAUUUGUUGACAGUCUCAUAUCUUUAGAUAUAAACCUGCUACCAUUUGAAUGCACAGUACCUCCUGUGUUAUAUAGACACAGCUAUAAAGAAUAACUUCGG